Symbiodinium pilosum is the source of this 1860-nucleotide messenger RNA. NCBI's taxonomy places the organism in Eukaryota, Dinophyceae, Suessiales, Symbiodiniaceae. The record is from the annotation of a GenBank genome assembly.
AUGCCCGGCCUCGUCAUAGCUCUGGCCGAGGCCAACUGCUGCAGAGUUCUGCUAGGUGUCUUUGGCAACUCUUGGUCAGGAGAGAAGGCAAGCUCAGAAUCCCGGAAGAACGUCGAGGUCGUGAACAGCUGCGCCAGCUGCAACAGCCAAGCUUGUGAUGCUAUUGUAGCCCGUUGCCAGGAGAAGCACCUUAACAUGGAGGUUCACAGCAACGGGUCAACUCCAGUUCAUCCGGACGCUGAUCCAUCAACCAAUUUCGCAGUGCCUCCCUUGGGAGCUUAUCCCCAGCCAGCGUGGCCACAAGUGCCUUUGGAUCCGGGACUAGGCAUAGAAGCGGCUGCAUUUGCACAGCCGGCAGUUCCUGCAGCUCCGGAGCGCCCAGCGCAGUUUGCGCAGUGGCAGCAACAGCAACAGCAGGAGCAACAUCAGAGGGACCUGGAAAGGCAAAAGCGAGAAGAGGAAGAAUUGAAGCAGGAACUGCAACAGCAGCUGCUUCAACAGCAAGCCAAAGCAGAGGAGGCUGCCCGCGAGGCCGAGCGCCGCGCGGCCGAGGCCGAGGCCGAGCGCUUGGCCGCUGAGGCCAGGGCCGAGGAAGAACGCCUCCAGGCAGAGAAGGCGGAGAGGGAGCGCCAGGAGCGCCAGGAGGCUGAGGAGAGAGCGAAGGAUGCCGAGAGGCAGCGCAUACUACAAAUGUGGCAGCAGGAAGCCACGGGCCAGGAUGAGCAGUUGCGAACGCAGCAGUCCAUGGGAAGCCAGCUGCCAGCACACUUCUGGGGCCUCCCCGCGCAGAGUACACCGACACUGCCUUCGUUUCCACAAGGUCACCUUCAGCAGUUCAUGGACCAGCAAGCAGCGACGAUGACGUCUCCACAGCAGCUCAACGCACACCAGCCGUUUGCGCCACACCUGGUCCCCCCGCACUGGCAGCAGCAGCAGCAGCAGCAGCAGAACCUGGCUGCAACACCUGGACAACAUCCAGCAGGUAGCUCUUCAACGCAGCGCCAGCCUGCUGAGGAGCAGGAUCGUGACGACCUGACAGAGGCCUCAGAACCGGGCGCCUCACCGCAGGUUCCAGACAAUGAUGACGCCGAUACCGAGGCGCCAACGGAGGAGUCUGACUACGAUCCUUUCACCAGUGCGGCGAACGCAGCGCAGGCGUCCCAUCCGCCAGCACGCGAGAAGGAGUACAACCCCUUCGAACAAGCCGAGAGGGAUGCUGCAGCCGCAGAGGAGGACGAGGAUGAUGAGGGAACUUUCGAAUCCCUCAUUGAACUUCUCCGCGCAGCAGAAACUGGGGGCAACUCCGCCUCAUCCAGGUCCGCUGACCCUACGCCCACGCCGCAGGCGGCACGGGAGGCACGGCCGAUGGACACAGGCGAAGAGCACUUUGCAAAGGCCAAAGCAAAGCCCAAGACGGAGUACCAUUUCAACCAGGCAACUCAGCGGUGGGAGCCGAAGGCGGCGCCGCCAUCUCCUCCGAAGCCGGAACCAUUCCGCCCUGGUCCAGCAAUGCCGCGGCACAGGCCACAGUACCAACAGCAAGUGGUGCCACCACGGCCGAUGACGCCGCAAGUACAGGCACCACCGCGCAGGUUGGUGAUCGCUGAGUGCGAGGCGGAAGCGCGUGUGGACGCUGCGAGCGGCAGUUGCAGUCUGGCGCAGGCCCUUGCUGUGCGCUUGGCCCUGCGCUUCGAGUCCAGACCAAAGGAUAUACUGGUCAGCAUGAGCGAAGCCGGCCUACCUGCGGCUAAAGACCAGCGCUCCACGGUAAAGACCAUUAUGCGGCUUUGCCACCCCGACAAGUGUAAGCAUCCGGAGGCCAAGCGAGCUAUGCAGAUCUUGGGCCCUCUGCUGUCCUGA